GACUCCAGGUGCCCCAGGGCGCAGGCGCCGACGUUAUGCUAAGCGCCUUGUUUCGCUCGGUGGCCCGUGGCGCGGUGCGUUGCGUUCGUGGUCCCCUGGCGCCUCAGCUUCGCGCCGCUGCCGCUGCCUCCGCUGCCAUGUCCCGGCCGCUGUCGCCGCCGCGGGCCGCCUCCGGGGCCCCGGCUCGGCCCGCCACGGUGCUUGGCACCGUGGAGAUGGGGCGCCGCAUGGACGCGUCCGCCAGCGCCGCGGCCGUGCGUGUCUUCCUGGAGCGCGGCCACACGGAGCUGGACACGGCCUUCAUGUACGGCGACGGCCAGUCCGAGAUCGUGCUGGGCGGCCUGGGCCUCGGGCUGGGCGGCGGCGACUGCAGAGUGAAAAUCGCUACCAAGGCCAAUCCCUGGGAAGGGAAGUCACUGAAGCCUGACGGUGUCCGGGCCCAGCUGGAGACAUCCCUGAAACGGCUGCAGUGCCCCCGGGUGGACCUCUUCUACCUACAUGCCCCUGACCACAACACCCCCGUGGAGGAGACGCUGCGUGCCUGCCACCAGCUGCACCAGGAGGGCAAGUUCGUGGAGCUUGGCCUCUCCAACUAUGCCGCCUGGGAGGUGGCCGAGAUCUGCACCCUCUGCAGGAGGAACGGCUGGAUCCUGCCCACUGUGUACCAGGGCAUGUACAACGCUACCACCCGGCAGGUGGAAACGGAGCUCUUCCCCUGCCUUAGGCACUUCGGAUUGAGGUUCUACGCCUACAACCCUUUGGCUGGGGGCCUGCUAACGGGCAAGUACAAGUUUGAGGACAAGGACGGGAAACAGCCUGUGGGCCGCUUCUUCGGGAAUAACUGGGCUGAGACCUACAGGAAUCGCUUCUGGAAGGAGCACUACUUCGAGGCCAUUGCCCUGGUGGAGAAGGCCCUGCAGGCUGUGUAUGGCGGCAGCGUCCCCAGCAUGACCUCGGCCGCCCUCCGCUGGAUGUACCACCACUCCCAGCUGCAGGGUGCCCACAGGGACGCGGUCAUCCUGGGCAUGUCCAGCGUGGAGCAGCUGACACAGAACUUGGCGGCGACCGAGGAAGGGCCCCUGGAGCCGGCUGUGGUGCAGGCCUUCGAUCGAGCCUGGCACCUGGUCGCCCACGAAUGUCCCAACUACUUCCGCUAGGGCCAGUCCUGACUCCAGCUGCCAAAGGUUUCUCUCUUUUCCGCCACCUCUUCUGUUCUCUCAUCCUGACCAGGCUGCCUUAAGUUGAUUUAACAUGGUCUUUUUUGAUUGUCUGGCUCAAUGCAAUAUUUUUCUAGAUUCCCUCCUGGCUCCCAGAUGCCUUUGUGGCGUGUAAAGCCUGGGGCUGUGGUCCACUUGGGACAUUCCUGUCGGAAUAAAGCCGGCACUUGACCGGGCUGUUGCCUGGGCCCUCAGUAAACCCCACGAACCUGUCUCCUUUACUGUCUGCGGCCUGUUUUUAUCCGGCCUGUUUUUAUCCUGCCCGGGAGCUUACUGCCAACAGGGCAGAAGCACAAGCUGGAGUCUCCAGAGGGCAGAGGUAGAGCACACACUGCCCUCAGGAGGCUCUCUCCUGCCUUCUGUCCUGAAUCCAGCCUGAGCUCUCAACAGCAGGGCUGAGGUGGCCCUCACUCAGCUGUGCACAGGAGAAGAAAAGCAGGCCACGCACCCUGAAGUAUACUUUCUCUUAUUCAGAAUCACCCCAGGAAAUAGAGGCAUCUAGAAAUAGAAUCCUUGGGGCCAAAAAGCUCCCAAUAGCAUCCCCACUGAGAAGAAGAACAAUGUUCCUGGGCACCUCCUAAGAUGCUGCAUGACAUUUUUAACAGACUCAAUGUCAGCAGUGGCUUUACUCUUGUCCUGGUGAAAGCCUCCUGUCUCCUUGUCAUCUGUAGGACUCUCAGCCUUGCCCUGGGUCUCCUGCUGUUGGAGCUGGAAGGGUGGCCUGGGCAGCCAUGGUCCUCAUUUCCCUUGACAAACCCCCACUCCAAGCAGGGGGCACCCAACGCUGGGGAAGAAAAAUCCCAGGUUUGAGGGUUGCUUCUUGACCAUUCCCAGUGCAGAAAAAUCAGUCUAGCCCUGGCCAGGGGGCUGGGGUAUGGGCCAAGCAGCAGAAGUCAGCACUUGGAGCUUGCUUAUCUUGAAGUGAGGAAGGGGGCUCAGCGUGGAAAUGCCAGACCAAACCACCAAUCAGAAACAUUCUUUGUGGGCGCCUGGGUGGCUCAGAUGGUUGGGCGUCUGCCUUCGGCUCAGGUCAUGAUCCCAGGAUCCUGGGAUUGAGUCCUGCAUCGGGCUCCCUGCUCCUUGGGAGCCUGCUUCUCCCUCUGCUUCUCUCUCUCUCUCCUCCUCUGUCUCUCAUGAAUAAAUAAAUUAAAAAAAUAAAAUCUUUAAAAAAAAAGAAACACUCUUUGUUCUAAGAAAUGUCCCGUUUACCAUCUAGAGGGAGACACCUUGCAGACAAAAUUGUAUUCCCUACAGAAACAGUCACCCUCUCUUGUCUUCAUCCACAAUAAAAUGCAUUCUU
This is a messenger RNA of Zalophus californianus (California sea lion), 2517 nucleotides long. RefSeq names its product aflatoxin B1 aldehyde reductase member 4. Lineage: Eukaryota; Metazoa; Chordata; Mammalia; Carnivora; Otariidae. The transcript is spliced from 7 exons. The record is from RefSeq and is a predicted model, not a curated record. Bases 36 to 1157 code for a protein of 373 amino acids.